AGCGCGCGCACACCCAGAGGAGGAGGGAGGAGGAGAGAGAGAGAGAGAGAAAAAAAGGAAAAGGAUUUACAAAUUCGCUGGGUGGUUUUUGUUGUUGUUGUUGUUGUUGUCGUCGUCCUCUCCCCCCCCGCCCCCCCCCCGCCCCCGGCGCGAUGGCAAGGCGGCUCGGAGGGAUGCGAGGAGGAGAGCUGCGGGAGGAGGAGGCGGGGUGCUGAGCUGCUCCGCUCGCCUUGCUGCUGCUUUGUGUGUGUGUCCUCGAUUUUUCCUUUUUUCUUUUUUUUUUCUUUCCUUUUUUUAUUUUUUUUGGAGGGGGCAGAAGGAGCUUGUGGCAGCGGCGCCGAGAGCAGGAAGAGUAAGGGAGGGGGAGAAAGCCUUUUUAAUUCAUUUUUGUUCCAAAUUCCGCAUUUCGAGUCUCUGCGGCCAGCCGGACUUGUGGUGGUGGCGUUGUUGUGGGUGGUGGUUGUGCGUGGGGUGGGUUUUUUCUCUCCCCCCUCCUCCCGGCUGCGCGGGGAGAGGAGCCGGGGGGAUCCCGCCAGGGCAGCCCCGGCCCCGCGCGGAGGGUCGGAGAAGCUGUUGUUGUUUUGUAAUAAGAUUGUCUGGGUCGCACCCGCCCCCCCCCCCCCCCCCCACCCCUCCCCUCCUCCGUCUGCAGCCCUCCCAGUUUUUGUGUCUCUCUCUGCUCGCUGCCUCUGUGUGCGGUGUUCGAAAAUGGAGGUUGAAGAUGCAGACUGCCAGCCUCGAUGUGCCUCAUGUUUGCGACUCCUCUGCACGAUGUACCACCACAGCCAGCGCUGAGGGGAACGCCGGCGCCCCCCGCCCCGGAGACCGCCCCGCCGCCCCGGAGACAGCGUCGCCUCGGGGCUUUCAUGCCUUGUUGUUGUUGCCGUUAAUACAUCGUGAAUAUCUCUCUGGUUUUUUUGUGUGUGGUUGCUCCGGAAGAUCAACACCCAGGGACCUCAGAAACCCUCCGGUUUGCCAGUCCGAAGGGUCUUGGGGGUUCUUUCCUUCAUUUCUUGAGGCAACGUGGAUUUAUUUAUCUUGCCCCGCUUCUCGUCCGCCUUUUGCCGCCUUCGUUAUUUUUAGAGGACGGGGAGAGAGAAGAAAGCGAACAAUUUUUGGACUUGGGGUUAUUUUUUGUUGUUGUUUUGUUUUCGGAAAGGGGGAUUUUGUCCAAUUAAAAAAAGAGGAAUGAAGUCUGGCGCUGGAGGAGGGUCCCUCGCCGUCGUCUGGGGGUUUCUGCUCGUCUUCGCCGCACUUUGUCUGUGGCCAACAAAUGGGGAAAUUUGUGGGCCAAACGUUGACAUUCGCAACGAUAUCCAUGAGCUGAAACGCCUGGAGAACUGUACGGUAAUUGAGGGUUUCCUUCAAAUUCUGCUCAUCUCUAAAGCAGAGGAUUACCGCAACUUCCGCUUCCCAAAGCUCACUGUCAUAACUGACUAUUUGCUGCUGUUCCGUGUGGCAGGCUUGGAAAGCCUCAGUGAUCUCUUCCCCAACCUCACAGUCAUUCGUGGGAGGAACCUCUUCUACAACUAUGCCUUGGUCAUCUUCGAAAUGACAAAUCUUAAAGAGAUCGGGCUUCACAACUUGAGGAACAUUACCCGCGGGGCCAUACGGAUUGAGAAGAACUCUGACCUAUGUUACCUCUCCACAGUGGACUGGUCUCUCAUCCUAGAUGCAGUGUCCAAUAACUACAUCGUUGGGAAUAAACCUCCAAAGGAAUGUGGUGACUUGUGUCCAGGAACAAUGGAAGAGAAGCCAUUGUGUGAGAAGACAUCUAUUAACAAUGAGUACAACUACCGCUGCUGGACCACCAACCACUGCCAGAAAAUGUGCCCCAGCUCAUGUGGCAAGCGAGCCUGCACAGACCAGAACGAGUGUUGCCAUCCCGAAUGCCUGGGGAGCUGCACGGCGCCCGACAACAACACGGCCUGCGUGGCCUGCCGCAACUACUUCUACGAAGGGGUCUGCAUGCCCACCUGCCCUCCCAACACCUACAAAUUCGAAGGCUGGCGCUGUGUGACUAAAGAGUUCUGCUCUAAAGUCCCUGCCACGGAAACGAGUGAAUACGAGAGGUUUGUGAUUCACAACGACGAGUGCAUGGCAGAAUGCCCCUCGGGAUUCAUACGCAACGGGAGCCAAAGCAUGUUCUGCAGUCCUUGUGAGGGGCCUUGCCCCAAAAUUUGUGAGGAUGGGAAAACAAAGACCAUAGACUCUGUCACAUCAGCACAGAUGUUGCAGGGCUGCACGAUUCUCAAGGGAAAUCUGCUGAUUAACAUCCGUCGUGGAAAUAACAUUGCCUCAGAACUGGAGAAUUUCAUGGGUCUGAUUGAGACAGUGACAGGGUACGUGAAGAUCCGUCAUUCCCACGCCUUGGUUUCCCUGUCUUUCCUCAAGAACCUACGGUAUAUUCUGGGAGAGGAACAGGUGGAUGGGAAUUACUCAUUCUACGUGCUUGACAACCACAAUCUUCAGCAGCUGUGGGACUGGAACCAUCAUAACUUGACGAUCAAGGAGGGGAAAAUGUACUUUGCAUUUAAUCCUAAACUCUGUGUUUCUGAGAUUUACCGUAUGGAGGAAGUUUCAGGAACCAAGGGACGGCAGAGCAAAGGAGACAUAAAUCCAAGGAACAAUGGGGAGAGAGCCUCUUGUGAGAGCCACAUUCUGCGUUUCGUUUCCAACACCACGCUCAAGAACCGGAUUAAACUAACGUGGGAACGGUAUCGGCCUCCAGAUUACAGAGACCUCAUUAGCUUCACUGUUUACUACAAAGAAGCACCAUUCAAAAAUGUGACAGAGUACGAUGGGCAAGAUGCCUGUGGCUCCAACAGCUGGAACAUGGUUGAUGUUGACCUGCCACCCAACAAAGAGAACAACCCUGGAAUCCUGCUGCAGGGAUUGAAACCUUGGACUCAAUAUGCCAUUUAUGUCAAGGCUGUUACCCUCACAAUGAUGGAAAACCAUCAUAUUCAUGGAGCAAAAAGUGAAAUUGUGUAUAUACGAACCAAUGCUGCAGUGCCAUCCAUUCCCUUGGAUGUUAUUUCAGCAUCCAACUCCUCAUCCCAGCUGAUUGUGAAAUGGAAUCCUCCUUCUCUUCCCAAUGGCAACCUCUCAUACUACAUCGUACGAUGGCAGCAGCAACCUCAGGACAGUUACCUUUACAGGCACAAUUACUGCUCCAAAGAUAAAGUCCCAAUUCGAAGAUAUGCUGAUGGGACCAUUGAUACAGAAGAAGCCACUGAACCCACCAAGCCAGAGGGCUGUGGGGGAGAAAAAGGACCUUGUUGUGCUUGUCCCAAGACAGAAGCGGAAAAGCAAGCUGAGAAGGAGGAAGCAGAGUACCGCAAAGUCUUUGAGAACUUCCUUCACAACUCCAUCUUUGUCCCCAGACCCGAUCGGAAGCGAAGGGACGUGUUCCGAAUCGCAAAUGCCACUUUGGUCACUCGAAACAGGAAUGUGACUGGGACAGAUCACUUCACCAACGUUUCUGACUCAGAGGAGAGUGAGGUGGAAUACCCUUUCUUUGAGACCAAAGUGGAUGGCAAGGAGAGAACUGUCAUCUCCCAUCUCCAGCCUUUUACUCUUUACCGCAUUGAUAUUCACAGCUGCAACCAUGAAGCUGACACACUUGGCUGUAGCGCUUCCAACUUUGUCUUUGCAAGAACCAUGCCUUCAGAAGGAGCAGAUAACAUUCCAGGAACGGUCGCAUGGGAAGCAAAAGAAGAAAAUACUGUCUACCUGAAGUGGCUCGAGCCUGCAAAUCCAAAUGGGCUUAUACUCAUGUAUGAAAUCAAAUAUGGGCAGCAUGGAGAGGAGAAACGGGAAUGUGUUUCCAGACAGGAAUACAAGAAGCUUGGAGGAGCUAAACUAACUCACCUGAACCCUGGAAACUAUUCUGCUAGAGUCCAGGCCACUUCAUUAGCUGGAAAUGGGUCAUGGACUGAGCCAAUAUCUUUCUAUGUGCAACCCAAAUCAGCAAACUAUGGCAACUUCCUGCACUUGAUAAUCGUGCUCCCCAUUGCUUUCCUGCUCAUCAUUGGGGGAUUACUCAUAAUGCUGUAUGUCUUUAACAAAAAGAGGAACAGUGACAGACUGGGCAAUGGAGUACUUUAUGCUUCUGUGAACCCCGAGUACUUCAGUGCUUCGGAUGUGUAUGUUCCAGAUGAAUGGGAGGUGCCCCGUGAGAAGAUCACCAUGUGUCGGGAGCUUGGGCAAGGCUCCUUUGGAAUGGUGUACGAGGGAAUAGCCAAGGGAGUGGUGAAGGAUGAGCCAGAGACCAGGGUGGCCAUCAAGACUGUCAAUGAGUCCGCAAGCAUGCGCGAGAGGAUAGAGUUCCUAAAUGAGGCUUCGGUGAUGAAGGAGUUCAAUUGUCACCACGUGGUUCGGCUGCUUGGUGUUGUUUCUCAGGGCCAGCCUACGCUGGUUAUCAUGGAGCUGAUGACACGUGGGGACCUCAAAAGUUACCUGAGAUCAUUGAGGCCAGACACAGAGAAUAAUCCUGGCCAAGCACCUCCAACGCUGAAGAAGAUGAUUCAGAUGGCAGGAGAGAUUGCUGAUGGGAUGGCAUACCUCAACGCCAACAAAUUUGUUCACAGAGACCUUGCUGCAAGAAACUGCAUGGUGGCAGAGGACUUCACAGUGAAAAUUGGAGAUUUUGGCAUGACGAGAGAUAUCUACGAGACAGAUUAUUAUCGGAAAGGAGGGAAAGGUUUGCUGCCUGUGCGCUGGAUGUCCCCAGAAUCACUGAAAGAUGGAGUCUUCACAACGCACUCCGAUGUCUGGUCUUUCGGUGUCGUGCUGUGGGAGAUCGCGACGCUGGCGGAGCAGCCGUACCAGGGCAUGACCAAUGAGCAGGUGCUUCGCUUCGUGAUGGAAGGAGGGCUGCUGGAGAAACCAGACAACUGUCCAGAUAUGCUGUUUGAAUUGAUGCGCAUGUGCUGGCAGUACAACCCCAAAAUGAGGCCCUCCUUCCUGGAGAUCAUCGGUAGCAUCAAAGACGAGCUGGAUCCAGCCUUCAAAGAGGUCUCCUUCUUCUACAGUGAAGAGAACAAGCCUCCGGACACAGAGGAGCUUGACCUGGAGACUGAAAACAUGGAGAGCAUUCCUUUAGAUCCCUCCUCCACCCUCCAACCCACUGACAAGCACUCAGGACACAAAGCGGAGAACGGCCCGGGCGUGGUGGUCCUUCGGGCCGCCUUCGAGGAGAGACAGCCCUACGCGCACAUGAACGGGGGACGCAAGAACGAGAGGGCCUUACCCUUGCCCCAGUCUUCGGCCUGCUGAUCCUUAGAACCAGAGUCUCACCGAGAAAUCCAACACAGAGAAACACACGCAUCGGGGGAAGAAAGAAAGGAAAUUACAAUAUAUUCAAAAGCCUACUGUACCUCAGUGGAUCUUCAGAACUGCCAUAGCUGCACUUGGGAGAACCCUUUUUUUCAGUAAACAAGUUAUCCUAUUUUUUUUUCUUCUUCUUUUUUUUUUCAAUAUGCAAGCAGAUGUUUGUUUCAGUAAAGGACUCCAUUCAUGGGGCACACAGUUGGCCUUUUAAAACGCUAAUGUUAACACUUAAUAGCAACAGAAAACUUGAGAUCUGAUGUCUCUCUUUCCUCUCUCUCCUCUCCUCUCUCUCUCUCUCUCUCUCUCUCUCUCUCUCUGUCUCUCUGCUUCAUAAUGGGAAACAUAUCUGUGUGCAAGUUCAACCCUACAGCACUUUUAUCAGAUCAAAGCUAUCGCAGGCCAGGUGGCUCCCCGGUACCCUCGCAAGCACCUGCCUAACACUGUAGUCCUUUAUAAAACAAACAAACUAAAAAAACAACCAACCAAACAAAAAACCCACACAAAAAAAACCCCCUCGCAACAAACCAACUAAAAAAGACUGGAUUUUUAAUGUUGCUCUUCAAUCUUUUUAGGAACACAUACCACAAAAGGGCCAUCAUUCCUCCAAGGCUGUUCCCAUCUCCAACGCUGCCAAAUUUUACCAAAAAAAAAAAAAAGGAAAAAUGAACUCUUUGGGGUUUGUUUUGUUUUGUUUUUGUAGGCAUGGAAAAGGAGCACAGUAAUCAACUGCUCUGUUUCAAAGAGAUCCUGACCAAUAUGUUCUGUUCAAUCAUACACUGGUAUUUGGGGGGAAAAAAAAAACCCACUACACCAAAAAAUAUCCAACACAAAAUCCAAUUAUUGAGAGCUUUUCUCAAAACUGGACAAAAUGUGGUGUUAGAUAUAUGUUAUUUUUUUUCUUAUGAUGGAGAAGAUAAAAAGGAUGGGGGUAAAGAAACAGCCCUCCCUCCACCCCUGUCCCCAUCCCAAUGAAUUCUGGACAAAACUGGCAGUGGUGAGCUAAACAAACACGUGCGUUUCAUACAACCGACACACGAGAACCAUGAGAGUACCCGGCUGAGAUCUCCAUCGUUGCAGCCUGCCCUUCCUUCACAGGCUUGCAAGGGAAACAAAAAACCAAACCAACCAAACCAACCUAGGAACAUAAAUUGGAGAAGACAAAAAAAAGCAGUAACCGGAUUCAAGUAUAUAACGAUGCUUUGUUGAUCUUUUCUCUUGAUUAUUAAGACUUCUCGAAGGGUCUUGCAGUUCUAUGUUAGACCAUGGAUCAUUUGCAUACACAUUGUCUUUUUGUGUCACUUUUAUAACUUUUUUACGGUUCAGAUACUCAUCUAUAUGUCUGUACAGAAAAAAGCUGCUAUUUUUUUUGUUCUUUAUCUUUGUGGAUUUAAUCUAUGAAAAGAAACCUUCAGGUCUGCCCUCCUUCCCUUCCCUCCCACUUCAACAGAUUUUCUUAUGCUUUGUACUAUAGUGUGUAACUCUGACUUCCUCCUUCCCAGUAACUGAUACCUUCCAUAUGAUUUGCCAUGAACUGUUUAAUGCCUUUUUAUAAAUACAUUUCCUCCUUUUUUUUUUUUUCCCUCCUUUUUCCAUUAGUUGUUUUACAACAUCUUGGCUGUGUUGGGCUUUACAGGGCUUUUGAGGGGGGACAUGGAGAAAGAAGGGACAUCCCACCCCCCCCCCCCCCCCGCCCCCCUCACAGAAAACACUCUGGCAGUGUGGUGGUGUGUUUUGAAACCCUGGUUUUCCUUCCUUCCCACUAACCUCUGCCCAGACAGCGUGCGAGUCUCUUACAGUGCAAGGCAUGAUACAAACUCAGGUCAGAAAAAAAAAACCACAAAAGGUUAAAUAUUUAGUACAUUCUUGUUCAGUGUUUAUCUUCAUUGUUGUACAAGGGUCCUUAUCCCUCCUUCCCUCCCUGCUUGUUUUGGUUGUGGCACACAUCCACCUACCCAUUCCCACACAGACACACACACAUCACCCCCUCCUCUAUUUUGUUUUUGUUUCUUUGUUGGGUACAACAGCAGACACCAGGCUUUUGGAUCACUGAUUGUUAAAAAAAAGACUGUUUUACCCCUUUCCACCCCGUGAACAAGAGCUGUACCCGUUGCAGCUGGUGGUGCCAGGCAUUGGUGGAGUGCCCAUAGGACACCUGGCUCCAGCAAGCCCCAGCUCUUCACCCUCCUCAUGGAGGAUGCCCCGGGCUGCACUUUGCACCCUUGGUUAAAACAAACAAACAACAAGCCAACAACAAAACCAAACCAAAAGCAACCCCCCACGCCAUUUCCGUGGGGCUGGGUGGAAAGCGUGUAGCUGGGGCCAGCGGCUUGGCUAGCGAGCAGUGAAGUGUUGGCAGCUAUGGAAACCUCUACAAAUACAAGCUUGUCGCUUAAAUCAUAGACCAAACCUCAGAACAAAAGCAAAUGAGUAAGCUUGUUUGUUCAGUUGCAGAAGCCUUGGUGAAAGGGGAAGGAGGGGGCCAUCAGGAAGUCUACAACCAAGGAGUCAUAGCAGUUGCUCAUCUUUGAACGUUCAUUACAGCAUCUAAGCCUUUGCUUAGCACUGAUCCAACCAACUGAUGGCAGCGAAGAGGUGGUUCUGGGAUGGAAAUGUUUCAAUCUUUUGGAGUAAGAACAAAGAACUAAAAUAUACCGAUUGCUAGUUUUGACUGGAGAUUUUAAGAACGUUUGUAGUGCUUUUCGCUUGUGUAGGUUAGGUCCCAUUAUCUUCUCUUGCCUCUGUCCCAUAGUUAUUUUUUUCCCCUUUUAAAAAUGAAAAAGACAAAAAAAGUUAAUUAAGAAGGUAUUCUAUGUAGGACUUUUUUAUUUAUUUUUUGUGAUAUCAGUUUAAAUCACUGUAGAGAUGCCCCGUAAUAAAUUUAACUACCGAGAUAAGGGGUUUUUGAGUAUGAUGGGGGACAGUUGUUUUUGAUUUUUGUUUUUUCAAACAUUUAUCUACCUCACUCUUAUUUUUUAUAUGUGUGUAUAUAUAUUAAAAAAAAAACAAAAAACAAAACAAAAAACCAACCAUACAUCUCACAUUUCUCAGCAGCCAAUAAAUGCAGUCGAUACCGGUAACCUCUCACUCCAUAUACCACAUGCUCUAGAUUCUGGAGGGGAACAGUCACUGCCUGUCACAAAGGGGCACUUCAGAGUAUUUGCCCCGAUUUCAAGGGGUUUCUCCAGUUUUGUGUUUCAGAUUAAUUAACCUGAGGAGAAAUCCAAGACUUGUCUGACACAGGGUGACCAGGCUGUCAGGAAACACAAAGGCUUCUUAAUUUGCUGUCACGGCAGUCCUUGGGUCAGCAACAAAAUGCUGAGUGUUUAGAUGAGCAGAAGUGGAAGUGACCUGAUACGAGGGCCUCAGAUUCUGAGUAUUUGAUGAAAUCUGUUCCAGAACUCAAUUGUUUACAAUGUUGGAAGGUCCGGAGGAACGAGUGGAGUGAAGGGAAUGGUCUGUCCGUUUGUCCUGCAGAACAGGCUCAGUCCUUCCUGUCAGUUUACCCUCAGAUACCACAAGCACCGCAAAGAUACUUGGCUGAAUCAGCACCUAACAAUAAAUUGGCUUCAACUGUAAUAUCAUUGCUUUCUUGACCAAGAAAAUGAAAACCCCAGUUUAAAAAAACCUGUCCCAGGCUGCCCGGUGAUGUUACUACAUCAAGUUUACAGCUUUGGGUCUUUGCUGCUUCUAUUUGGUGAGAGCACUGAUUUUAUUUUUUGUUCUUUUCACAUCUAACGUUGAAUUGAUUUCUUUUAAUGUGCCAGUACAAAUUCAAUUCCUUUUUCUUCCCCUCUUUGUAUGCUUCAUAACUGUGGAUUCUGAUGGACCAGCCAUCACACACUUUAACUGCCCUCUGACAGCGUGUAACUGGUUUACAAGCACACAGGACUAACACGAGCUUACCACCAACUUGAUGUAUAAUGUUUCUCUUUUUCCAGCUCUGGCAGCUGUUGGUGCAGGUGUUGCUUGUGGGAUCUGAGUCAAGUGGUGUUUGGCUACUUGGGGUUGUACACGGCCUCUCGAAUACACAGCUCUGGGGUUCAGUACCACAGGGUUUGGCUUUGGAGGGAGCAGCUCUCUCUAGCCUCUGGAAACCAGCAAAACGUGAAGCUUUUACAGGGUUGUUUGGAUUUUCCAUUUUGUAUUGAGUUCCAGUGACCUUUGGGUGCAGUGGCUGUUCCCCUCUCUUGCACAUAUUGAUUACCACAACUGGAGAUCCUCAGAUCUUUCAGCUGGCUAGGAGGGUUCUGUUAAAACUGUCCAAGUUACUGGGUUUGUUUGGUUUUUUUUCCAAUAAUUGUAUUGUAGGUGGUUUUAAAAACACAUUAGGAAGAAACACUAAUGACAUAGCAGCCAUCAUGAUAAACAUUUCAGAAAGCACUUCGGUAGAAGCCAGCCACGCACCGUCACGUCCACGUGCGUGGUGACAGUCAGCUCUCCUGGACCAAACCACCUUGGUGAUACCAUCGCCUUCUGUGUUUGCAAUUCAAGCUUAAUCCCUUUUUCCCCCCCCCCCCCCUUCUGUUUGUUUCCAUAGUGGUUUGUUGUUUUUUUUGUUGUUGUUGUUGUGUUUUGUGCAUUUUGAAUAGCUUUAUUCACAUGGGUUUUUUCAUGCAGGCUUCCCUUGGACAGUAAAUCAAGUUGUUUGUGCAUGUGAACAACUGAGAAUUGAUGUUGGCUUGAUAGAGUCAUAAUAUGGUUUGUAACGUUGUUCUUCCCUGAGACCACUGGCUUGUCUGGUAUGGAAAAUUUAUUUAGAACUUCAGCUAUGUUUGAAUAAAGAUAAAGUAAUCCAGUUUGUUUAUAAAUUAAAAAACAAAAGCCCACCCAGCCCUGAAAAAACAGCAUUUUGACAAAUGGUACCAAGAUGUUCUAACACAGUCGGCUGACAAAUUGGCAUCGCUGCGGGGAGCGGGCGGCUUUGGUUUCAGUGCUCGGCCGCUGCUCUCACCUGACGUGCGAUUAAAAGCUGCUUCGUGGCCCCAGAAGGGGGUUUGGUUGGCAAGGAACGUGGCUCCUACAUGAACACAGACGUGCCGGCCGCGUGGUCCCACCCACGAUGCUCUUUUUGGGGGGGAGUGAUAAAGUAGGCACGAUGCCUUUCUCGAUGCGAGGCCUCUGCUCCUUACAGCCGGUUCCAAGUGAUGUGAGAUUUGAGGCGUAUUUGCACCGACACUGCUCUUGGCCUGUAAAAUGCAAGGAAAGCAAAGCCCAUUUUGCCCAGGACAACUGGCCACCAGAUUGAACUGCUGUCAGGUCCUCUGGGAUCUGCUGAGGGGUAUUGGGUACAGUCUGAGUCUAAGUGAACAACACUCCUGCUGUUGGUGUAACUCCAUACAUAUAUAUCUAUAUACACAUAUAGAUAUCUACAUAUGUAUAUCUAUAAUAUAGAUAUAUAUAUUUAAACCCUUUUCAUUCCAUUAGUACAAGUAACACUUGUUUCCUGUUAUUCUUACUUUGUUUGUCAACAGUGUGUUUAAUCACUGGGCUGUACAACAGUGGAGGAAGGUGCAAGGGAUCCGCUCCUUACUAACCAGUGAUAAAAAGCCAGAUACUGCAACUUAACCCAUGAGUAGUUGUGCAGACAAGAAUUUAAGAAUGAUGUGUAGAAACAACCCUAGUGGCCAGGGGUGCUGAAGAUACAGAACUAUAACCAGGCAGGAGGGCCCCGAAGGAUGCCUCGCUUCAGAGCUGGUAACGGCACAGCCAGGUGUCCCCUGGGCCGUUGAGCAGGAUUGGUGCAGAGACAUGUGGAUGCAGUGGGUAUGGAGAUGGGUAUUUACAGAGACACAAGGCUUGGCAGAAGUCGGAGGCACUUCACUGAGCUCAGUAGGUGGGACAGCACCGGGGCUCAGGUGCAGAUGUGAUGGUGGGUACUUGGACGUGAGCCUCUGGCAGCUGGAGCGGUGAAUCCCUUACGGGAGUCGAGCGGUCGGUACCAUCGGGCUGUAGGACUCUGUCCCGACCGACAGCUGGUCUGGUUUGCGAGUACCUUAACGGCUGUGAGCAGUCGGUGCGCGUGCGUGUGCUCAUCGCUUGGGUUGUUUUGUUUGCGGUGUGUGUUGCGUUGGUUAGUAAUCCAUUAGCAUUUUCAAUAGGGCUUUAAGUCCAGUAGAUUACGGGUAGUCAGUUGACGAAGAUCUGGUUUACAAGAACUAAUUAAACGUUUCAUUGCAUUUUGUAAGUACGUAGAAUAACUUUAUAAAAUGUUUGUAGUUUAUAAAUGCCGAAGAUAUCAUUUAAGGGCACUUUUCCGUGUCUGUGUGGGUGUGUCUGUGAGCAGGUUGUUUUGGAUGGUACCAGUUCACUAGGUAGCUUUAUGAUAUGCCAAAAAGGAUCGCAAACUUGUCCACUUGACGGCGUGUCCCUCUCCCCCCGCCCGCCCGAGCUCUGUGUCCUGCUAUACAGUGAACGAAUAAAGGAGUUGGGGAAAUGUUCUGUAUCUUCAGUAUCCUGGUCUUCCAGAGCCCUCUGGUUGGGGUGGGAUCAUCUGAACUGGUCAUUUCGCUUUACUGUUUAGGGCAGAUAACGGACUCCCAGAACCUCACUGGUCAGGGAAACAGAACGGGGUUUGGUGCUGCCCGGUACCCGCGGGGCGAGGGCCGUCUGCUCUGAAGGAUGCAGCUGCCUGAGGGAAAGAGGGGAGGUGCUUUUCCUCAUGACUGUUGGAGAACUAUUUGCAGGUUUCUUGGCGUGGCCUCUAAGGAUGUAGAGCACCAUUUGAAGCUUGGUUGAAAUGAGCGAGGCAGGGUCCCUAUUUAUUUUUAUUUAAGAGUACUGAAGCUCCCGUCCCCCUCACGCCCCCAAAUUUGACUGACCACAUUGCUGAAGGGUCCUGAGGAUUCAGAUACUGUUCAAAAAAUCAGCUCUUCUGUUUUCUGAACCAGUGAGGUUUGAGACGAAAGGAUUGGCCAGAGUUUGUCUACCUCUGGGACAAAAACAAAAGGAGACAGUGCUAAGGAAUGGAUGCAGUUGCAAAUACAACAUUUUCCAGUUUUCUUGUUUAAAUUUUUUUAAGAGAAGAUGAAACAAUAACAUGGCCAAUUUAUUACCGUAAAAAGGAAAAGACUUGCUGUGUAUAAAUUAUUCCUAAAGAAAUUCCUGUGUUUAUAUUAAAAUGAAUCAGUAGAUUAAAAAAAAAAAGAAAUUCAAAAUGUUUUUGUAUAUUCUGUUGUAAGAAUUUAUUCCUGUUAUUGCGAUAUACUCGGGAUUCUUUACAUUAUGAAAAGAAGAAACUUUGUCUAUUUUGAAUGGCUGAAGCUAAGGCUCCUUUAGUUUCUCUUACUCUGCUUUUUUCUAGUAGUUUCAG
Molecule: messenger RNA, 12643 nt
Organism: Colius striatus (speckled mousebird)
Lineage: Eukaryota; Metazoa; Chordata; Aves; Coliiformes; Coliidae
Gene: IGF1R
Product: insulin like growth factor 1 receptor
Exons: 21
Coding region: 1189-5280 (1363 amino acids)
Biological process (GO): protein autophosphorylation; positive regulation of phosphatidylinositol 3-kinase/protein kinase B signal transduction; multicellular organism development
Cellular component (GO): membrane; axon; insulin receptor complex
Molecular function (GO): phosphatidylinositol 3-kinase binding; insulin receptor activity; insulin receptor substrate binding
Source: RefSeq, a predicted model, not a curated record